Messenger RNA from Ostrea edulis (European flat oyster), 1230 nucleotides. RefSeq lists its product as uncharacterized. Bases 54 to 626 code for a protein of 190 amino acids. Gene Ontology annotation, molecular function: protein binding. Lineage: Eukaryota; Metazoa; Mollusca; Bivalvia; Ostreida; Ostreidae. The transcript has 4 exons. The record is from RefSeq and is a predicted model, not a curated record.
UGUAUACCUGGCGAGAAACGGCCUCGUCAAUCGUCAAUUCAAUCUCGAAGAAAAUGGAGCUGCCAAAAUUAUGCUGUGUAAAAGGUUUGUUUGUCCUGAUGACGUUACUUCCGGGAUACUCCACGGGAUUUUUAGUGGACACUACCGACAUGUGCGACAUCCUCCGCGUCAUUGACUGCAUCCAUCAUUACCAGACUAACGGGGACGAGACCAUGUGUUGUACAGACGGGAAGACCUACCCCAACAAGUGUCUGUAUGUUCAGGCUAAAUGCGAUAACGUAAGACUGGAACCUAUACACAACGGGGCGUGUUCUGACGUAGACAGGAAUCCUCGUCACGAUAACACCACGGACAGUCCGGGCGCCAUGCAGACCUCGGAUAACUACACCAUCACCCCCGAAUUUUGUGCCGACACUCGACCUUGUCCGAAUGACCUCAACCCAAUCUGUGGAAACAACCGUAUAUUCUAUGUAAACUUGUGUGAUUUUAACAAAGCAAAAUGUAAGGACCCCAACUUACAGAGGAUAAAUCUGAGCGACUGCAAAGACAGCACCACCAUCUACAAGUACAGACGCAUGCGCAUGCGCGCACAAAGAAAAGGCAUUGGGAAACGCCGGUUUACGUAGAAUUUUAUAUAUUUAUCUUAUGAAAAUGACUGAUAAGACCAUCCUUAAAAAUGCUGAUUUAGUAAAUGACGCGACCAUCACUUCAUCAUUGAGUAGGUAGUUAGGCAUUGCUUUAUUUUUCAACCAUUUCAAAAUCACAACAUUAAAACCGGUUUUGUAAUCUACAAGGAAACAAGUACUCUGUGCGCUAAAAUUCCAUGAAUUCGGUUUUUCGGUUUUUGUGAAAAAAAAUUAAAGGAUGACCUAAUAUUAUGUGGUGCAAUGUAAUGAAUAACAGAUGGUGAUUUUUAUAUAUUUAUACGUGAAUCUAGUAGCUCGAGGUCCUCCAUUAAUGUGUUAUUAAGACAUUACAAAUGAACGGUAUCGAAAGGAAACAAAAUGUUAAAAUCUGAUUAUUGCCCAAAGACAUUGGAAAUCACAGAAGCGGAAAUGACAAGCAACAGCCUGACUCAUCUAGUGCGAAAUCUUCCGGAAUGUUACUGAGAUAGUAUUUUUAUGUUUGAAAAUUGAUUUUCAAAUAUUAUUUACCUUUAACAUUGCUUCUCUUAUGAUGUUCUGUGUUGUUAUGAUAAUUAUUAUCAUUAAAAAAAAAGAUGUGCUUUUC